Molecule: messenger RNA, 548 nt
Organism: Suillus paluster
Lineage: Eukaryota; Fungi; Basidiomycota; Agaricomycetes; Boletales; Suillaceae
Exons: 3
Coding region: 54-335 (93 amino acids)
Source: RefSeq, a predicted model, not a curated record
GACGAUGGAACUAUACUCUUCCAAUCAUCGAAUGAUGGUCCGUUGCCCACACUAUGUCUCCAGACGCAUCUCCGGGCUGGACCUUCUCGAUGCCAUCUGCCAUACUUCUGCUGGUUUCCUGCACCCUGCUUCCCUAUAGCUAUAGCCUCAUAGUAUGUGCUGACCUCUCGCGCCUUCCGAAGACCUCCUGCACACUCAAGCCAUUCUUGCACCCUGUCUCACCCUCUCGCGAGACCGAAGCCUCUCCCAACGGCUUCCCGCACCCCCGCUUGCCCUUGCCUUGUGCAGGCCCUCAAGGAAACAGCAGGACACAUACGGUACAGCCGGCCAUUUAAUAACACACAGUCAGGUAGGCUAAUACAAUCAUUUGGUGAACUGAUCACGCGUUUGAUCGGACGUCCGGUUCAGUGUUCAGCUAAGUGGCUGAACCGAACAUGCGGUCUAGAGUAUGGUUGAAAAAUAAAACUGCAACUACAACUACAUGCAACGAAUAUCGACACACGUGCACGGAUGUCCAAGAACUAGUGAAGUCCCUACCAAGUACAAUC